GUUUUGGGUUCCGGCAGGUGCGCCCACUGUUACCACGGCCUCGGGCAACCGCAACUUCACGAAGUGUGGGGAGUUUCCAGCUGUCACCUAGGGCCAAGGCUUGUCCCCUGGGUCAGCUCUGCCUCAGCACGACUGACAGCUCGAGGGUGAAGCCACCGGGUGUCCGUGGGCGGUGCGCGCGUGCAGCGUGGCCUUAGCCUGGGAUGGGACGACGUCCUGCCCCCGCCCUCCGCAUGGUCAUGGGAGCCCCGGGGCAGGCCACCGCCCGCGGCAGGGCCCUGUGGGCGCUGCUCCUGACCGCGCUGGGCUCCGCCGCGGGGCGGCCGCGGGGGGCAGAGUCCGUGUGCACCGCCCGGCCCCUGGCCCGCUACAGCAUCACCUUCACGGGCAAGUGGAGCCAGACGGCCUUCCCCAAGCAGUACCCCCUGUUCCGGCCGCCCGCGCAGUGGUCCUCCCUCCUGGGGGCGGCGCACAGCUCCGACUACAGCCUGUGGAGGAAGAACCAGUACGUCAGCGACGGGCUGCGGGACUUCGCGGAGCGCGGCGAGGCCUGGGCCCUGAUGCGGGAGAUGGAGGCGGCGGCCGAGAAGCUGCAGAGCGUGCACGAGGUGUUCUCGGCGCCCGCGGUGGCCAGCGGCACCGGCCAGACGUCGGCGGAGCUCGAGGCCCACUCCCGGCACUCGCUGGUGUCCUUCGUGGUCCGCAUCGUCCCCAGCCCAGACUGGUUCGUGGGCGUGGACAGCCUGGACCUGUGUGACGGGGACCGCUGGAGGGAGCAGGUGGCCGUGGACCUGUACCCCUACGACGCUGGCACGGACAGCGGCUUUACCUUCUCGUCCCCCAACUUCGCCACCAUCCCGCAGGACACGGUGACCGAGAUAACCUCCUCCUCUCCCAGCCACCCGGCAAACUCCUUCUACUACCCCCGGCUGAAGUCCCUGCCCCCCAUCGCCAGAGUGACCCUGGUGCGGCUCCGGCAGCACCCCCGGACCUUCGUCCUGCCCGCCCCGGACCCAGUGGGCGGGGGCAAUGAGAUCCUGGACAGCCUCUCAGGCCCCGAGACGCCGCUGGACUGCGAGGUGUCGCUGUGGUCGCCCUGGGGGCUGUGCGGGGGUCCGUGCGGGCAGCUGGGGGCCAAGAGCAGGACGCGCUACGUGCGCGUGCAACCCGCCAACCAGGGCGCCGCGUGCCCGGAGCUGCAGGAGGACGCCGACUGCGUCCCCGACAACUGCGUCUGACGCCCCCGCGGCUUCGGCCCCGCCCGCCCGGCGCCUCCUCCCAGAAGCUUCCCUCCGGGCGGGGUCCGGCUCCGCUCCCCGGGGGGCUCGGCCCAGCGCAUCCCCGCGGCCCCUGCUCGGAGCCGACGCGCA
Messenger RNA from Canis lupus familiaris (dog), 1370 nucleotides. RefSeq names its product spondin 2 (gene SPON2). The record is from RefSeq and is a predicted model, not a curated record. The transcript has 7 exons. Gene Ontology annotation, biological process: cell adhesion. Gene Ontology annotation, cellular component: extracellular matrix. Bases 204 to 1238 code for a protein of 344 amino acids. NCBI's taxonomy places the organism in Eukaryota, Metazoa, Chordata, Mammalia, Carnivora, Canidae.